Paramecium sonneborni is the source of this 534-nucleotide messenger RNA. NCBI's taxonomy places the organism in Eukaryota, Ciliophora, Oligohymenophorea, Peniculida, Parameciidae. The record is from the annotation of a GenBank genome assembly.
AUGGGAUCUGUUUGUAUAAAUUAAUCAUCUAGUUAUAAUAAGGAUCAAUAUUACCCAAUAAUCAAAAAGCAACUAAAUAUAUCACCUAAUAGAUAAUGUUUUUUAGAAAAACCAUUAAUUCAUUCUGAAUUACUUGAAGAUACUCAAGAUCUAACUUAACUGGAAAAUAUUCUUGAAGAUGUUGAUGUAAAUAAUAAGAUUUAUGAUGAUAAAAUAAGAAAUGAACAAAUAACAGUUAAAUAAGAAAAAUUAGAGCAAGUAAAAAUAAUAGAAGUUGUGGAAAUUGUUACUUAAAAUAUUAAUAGAGUUUUAACAUAAACGAGAAUAAAAAUAGAUUUAAAAGAAGAAAAUACAGUGAUAUAAAGAAUACAAUAAGGAGGUUAAGAUAAUUAGACAAUAAAGAGUAUUUUAAAAACUACACAUAAAACUAAAUCAUCUAAAUCAGUGAAUAUUAUAAAUUAAAAAAGCCCAGAGAAGAAAGUUUCUUUUGGAUAUCAAAUACAAAAACAAAAACCAUAUAAAUUUUAUAAGUGA